AACUCCACGUCCCGGGGGGGGGGGCGAAGUGGUUAAGGCCAGAAUCCCGGCUGCAGCUGCCGCUGUCCCUGCCCCUUCCCCUUAGCGUCACCGCUGGACUCCAUCAAUAAUGCAACGCUGAGUUCUGGGGAGACGGCAGGGGGCCCCCCCGGGCCGCUCCCCUAGCCCUGGCUCGCACUCCACACCCUCCUCCCAGCUCGGGGAGAACACGCUUCUCGAUGCUCAUUGGCCGCUUUCCCCUAAGCCCUCCCUCCAAACGCCUGGGCGCCAGUCCCUGGCAGAGAGGACGGGCUGGGACCCCAGGGUUGGGACCCGUGGGGUGCAGCCAGUAGCAGCAGAGGCGCGGAGAGGAAGAAGGCAGAGGAGGGGAGAGACAGAAACUGGUGGAGCAAGGCCGAGGGCAGCCCGCCGAGACCCAGGGAGAGCUCAGGCCGGGAGCCGGAGCCCCGCUCCCCAAACCGGUAGCGCGCAGCCAAGGCGCGGGGACCCUGAGCCCUGGCCUGGGACCCUGAGCCGGGCGCUGCAGGAGAGCCCUGCUGCCCAGCCCUCCCGGCCCUCGCGCGUUCCCCUCGUGGAGCGCGGGAUUUUCCUGGGUGCGGGGAUAGUGCUCCCCCUCCUCCUGCGCGCAGCACGCGCCACCCGCAGCUCCGGUCAGCCGAGCAGGGCUCAGCCACACAUCCCAGGAGCGCGCAGCCGCCUGCCAUGGACCCCAAGGACCGCAAGAAGAUCCAGUUCUCUGUGCCCGCGCCCCCGAGCCAGCUCGACCCCCGACAGGUGGAGAUGAUCCGGCGCCGGAGACCAACCCCUGCCAUGCUGUUCCGGGUCUCAGAGCACUCCUCGCCAGAGGAGGAGGCCUCUCCACAUCAGAGAACCUCUGGAGAGGGGCACCACCCAAAGUCGAAGAGACCCAACCCCUGUGCCUAUACUCCCCCAUCACUGAAAGCUGUGCAGCGCAUUGCGGAGUCCCACCUGCAGACCUUCAGCAACUUGAGUGAGAACCCGGCCUCGGAGGAAGAGGAUGAGUUAGGGGAGCUUCGGGAGCUUGGGUAUCCACGAGAGGAUGAAGAGGAGGAUGAGGAGGAGGAUGAAGAUGAGGAUGAAGAAGAAGACAGCCAGGCAGAGGUCCUGAAAGGCAGCAGGGGCACUGUGGGGCAGAAGCCUACUUGUGGCCGGGGUCUGGAGGGGCCCUGGGAGCGCCCACCUCCUCUGGAUGAGCCGCAGAGAGAUGGAAACUCCGAGGACCAAGUGGGAGGCAGAGCAACACUAAGUGAGCCGGGAGAUGAGCAUCAGUGCUCCAGCCCCCCUGAGCCUGGCACAUAAGCCCAGAGCCCUGUAUCUCGCAAGAGGAAGUGCUCCUGAGAAACCCACUCUGUCCCCACCCUCCUUUGUACCCUGUCUUUCACCUGCUAGGGCUGCGGCUUCUGACUUUUAGAAGACUAAGGCUGGUCUGUGUUUGCUUUGGCUGAAGCCCAGAGUCCCCAAUGCCUUCCCCUGCCAGUCAUUCUUCUAUUUACCCGGUGGGAGGGGGGGAGGUGAGAGAGCCCACACUGGAAACCCCAGAAGGGCAUAAAUAAAUGUUCACCCUUCACAAGUCCCCUCUCCAGAUUCUCUCCCCUGGGCACAGGAGACCCACAGGGCAGGCCCUAAUAUCUGGGGAAAGGAGGCACUGAGAGCCUACAGGUGCCCUGAGAGCUCCUCCAUCCCCUCUUCCUGUGGUGGGCUUUGAGUCCCCAACCCUCUCCUAGACUUCAGCCAGGGCCUAGGCCUCAAGCAUUUCUUUUGCAGGGCCUCAACAUUCUGGAUGUCCCUCCCUUAGUGUCCCAUUCUUGCUGGGUGCCUGCAAGAUGGACUGGCAGAGGUUGCUUACUGCGUUUUGUUUGUGCUUCGGUGCCAGGAAUGCACUUACUCUAUGUCCUUAGAGGGGCCACACAGUGGGGGAGCCUGGUUCUCCUUGUCCUCCAGCAAUUUGGUUCCCUUUCCCGUCUUCCCUGACUCCAGGCCUGAACCCCUCCUAUGCUGUAAUAAAUCUUUGUAAAUAAUU
This is a messenger RNA of Mastomys coucha (southern multimammate mouse), 2041 nucleotides long. It is a transcript of the gene Ppp1r1b, whose product is annotated as protein phosphatase 1 regulatory inhibitor subunit 1B. The transcript has 7 exons. Gene Ontology annotation, biological process: intracellular signal transduction. Lineage: Eukaryota; Metazoa; Chordata; Mammalia; Rodentia; Muridae. Bases 703 to 1320 code for a protein of 205 amino acids. Gene Ontology annotation, cellular component: cytoplasm. Gene Ontology annotation, molecular function: protein phosphatase inhibitor activity. The record is from RefSeq and is a predicted model, not a curated record.